Messenger RNA from Racocetra persica, 714 nucleotides. The record is from the annotation of a GenBank genome assembly. Lineage: Eukaryota; Fungi; Glomeromycota; Glomeromycetes; Diversisporales; Gigasporaceae.
GCUCUGGGUGCCGCUCCUUUUUCUGAUAUUGUUAAUCCCAGUAGUUCUAGUGGCAGUUCGCCCACUCCAGAAAAUAAUAUAAAUCUAGAAGCGGGCGAAAGCCACGAAAAUAUAGAGGGUAGAGAGCCAGAUUGUCAAGAUAUUCACCACAAAAUCGGUGAUAAAAAAUGCGAGCAUUACCAAAAAUAUGUUUUUUCUUCAAAAGAAGGUAGUUGUAUUUGUUGCGGAUGGCAUUGUUUUGAAGAUGCCAGUUGUGAUUAUAGAUACUGUAAAGAAAAGUGUCAAUACAAAAAGGAUUGUUCCGGUAAAGUAGAAAUCCGCACCGACAUUGCUAACAUCUACAACGCCUUCACCAAGUCUAAAAGCAACUUAGACAUUAGCGACUUUACCAAUGAUACCGUUUUCACCGAAAAAUACACCAUUUUUCCAGUUAGAGAUAAUAGCCCAGACGAACAAAAAGAAUCCAUACAACAAGCCUAUUAUACUUCCUCUGGUUCGGGAGUAUUAGGGGAAGUUCAACAAGUUAGACCACUAAUUCAAGCAUUAACAAAUAACAGCAUUGCUAUUAAUAUUUUAGAAGGACAAAAGCAAAAUAACGGGCAUGAUUGCGGAGUUUACUUAAUUUUUUACAUUAAAGAAAUCUUAGAAACUCAACAGCCACAACUAAAUAGGACUUACUCGGAUGAUGAAAUUGCUACUUUUAGGCAAUUCUGA